CAGUCAAUGGACGUUAUGGACUCCACCUGGCACCACGUGUGUGUCUCCUGGGAUGGGAGAGUUGGGCUACUUGCAGUUUUCAAGGAUGGUCAUAUAAAUUUCAAGUUAAAUGACUUUAUGGGGCCCCUACUUCAGAAGCCGAAUGAAGGAAUCGUGACGAUUGGUUUUAGGAAUAUAAAUGAAACUGCUUCUACUGUUCUUGGUAAACUCAGUGGCUUCAAUAUUUGGAGUACCUUGGUCACAACAGAGGAGAUACUGCGCAUGUCAUACGGAUGUGGCACGGAAGCUGGCAAUGCGAUGGCCUGGGGAAAAGUUAGAAAUGGGCUGAUUGGGGAAGUGGAGAUGAAAUCACUUCCAACUUGCAACGAUGGAAAACGUGCCAGGCUUGUGGUAGAUACCGUCGAUUUGGAGCCAAAUGGGACCGCAGUUCUUGUGAGCCAGACAUACAAUAGAUCAAGUGACGGGAAAAGCAGAUGCUUGAGGUUUCGCUAUAUGCUGCGGGGAUCUGGAGAUAAAACGUUGACAAUUUUCCAGAAAACAGGAAUUUAUCGUGAAAUACCCAUCUGGACUUGGAAAGGCAACUCUGGCCGGGACUGGAUUUAUGGUGAAGUUCCGCUGACCUCUACUACGAAGUUUAAGAUUUUGAUCAAAGCUCAAAAAAGUUCUUCUUCCCAACUGGACGAUGCUCAUGCCGCUGUGCAAGGAAGACUCAAUUCCAGGACAACUGAGGACAAAGGAGGAUCCUGGUCCGCUGCUUCGAACAACCGCAACCAAUGGCUUGAGAUUGAUCUGGUCAGUCAGAACAUCAAUGUGACCCGUAUAGCCACUCAAGGAAGACAUGAUUCCAGCCAGUGGGUGACGAAGUACAAGCUGCAGUACAGUAAAGAUGGUGUAAACUUCCAAUAUUACAAAGAGCCAAUGGAAACUGCACAUAAGAUUUUUGAUGGAAACGUUGAGCAACACGCCGUUGUUUAUAAUGAACUUGUCCCGCCUAUCAAAGCACGUUUCAUCCGUUUUCGGCCUGUUGACUGGUAUGGUCAUAUAUCAAUGAGAGUAGAACUUUAUGGAUGUCAAGAUGACCGUCCCUGUGACACAUCAGUAGACUGGUGUGGAUGGAAAAACGAACGUGGCUGGAAAAGUAUCAAACAUAAAGAUCUUGAUCAGGUCUAUCAGAAUGAAGGUGGCGGUGGUAAAGGUUUUAGUGACAACAACAACUUCGAGGUCCUUCUCCCUGACAGCGAAUAUGGUUACAUAUCAUUAUCUGAUGUGAUACUGGAUCAAUGCUGUUUUACCAUUUGCUUCUGGUUGAAAACCGCUAGCAGCGGCUUCUAUACAGAAUACAAUAAUGCAGGAUCAGCCAAAGAGAACAAGACUCUAGUUUUUGGAAUCUAUUGUGGAAACAACACAUUUUCCCUUCAAAGCGGGAGCGAGAGGAGCGAGCAGUCAAUGGACGUUAUGGACUCCACCUGGCACCACGUUUGUGUCUCCUGGGAUGGGAGAGUUGGGCUACUUGCAGUUUUCAAGGAUGGUCAUAUAAAUUUCAAGUUUAAUGACUUUAUGGGGCCCCUACUUCAGAAGCCGAAUGAAGGAAUCGUGACGAUUGGUUUUAGGAAUAUAAAUGGAACUGCUUCUACUGUUCUUGGUAAACUGAGUGGCUUCAAUAUUUGGAGUACCUUGGUCACAACAGAGGAGAUACUGCGCAUGUCAUACGGAUGUGGCACGGAAGCUGGCAAUGCGAUGGCCUGGGGAAAAGUUAGAAAUGGGCUGAUUGGGGAAGUGGAGAUGAAAUCACGUCCAACUUGCAACGAUGGAAAACGUGCCAGGCUUGUGGUAGAUACCGUCGAUCUGGAGCCAAAUGGGACGGCAGUUCUUGUGAGCCAGACAUACAAUAGAUCAAGUGACGGGAAAAGCAGAUGCUUGAGGUUUCGCUAUAUGCUGCAGGGAUCUGGAGAUAAAACGUUGACAAUUUCCCAGAAAACAGGAAUUUAUCGUGAAAUACCCAUCUGGACUUGGAAAGGCAACUCUGGCCGGGACUGGAUUUAUGGUGAAGUUCCGCUGACCUCUACUACGAAGUUUAAGAUUUUGAUCAAAGCUCAAAAAAGCAGGGAGAAAGACUUGAUUGCUUUAACAGGGAUAUAUGUCAAAGAGGGACUCGAUUGCAAACUUAGGCCGCUGUCGGCAAAGCAAGCUUGUAAUGAGGAUUUAACUGAUCCAUCAGGAUAUCUCUUUUCACCGGCCUAUUCCGGUGAUGUUCUUGAUAAUAUCGCUUGCACGUGGUACAUUACCGUUCCACGCAAUAACAAUAUUCGCUUGGAAUUCCGAGAUUUCCGUCUUCCAGACCAUCCCACAUGCAAGGGCUGUGAUCUUCAAAUUUUCGAUGGAAGUGAAACGUCUGCUCCUGCGAUAGGUCGAUUCUGCGGAUAUAUGUAUCCUCCUAUUGUCAUUUCUUCAUCAAAUAAUCUCAGGAUUGUUCUGCGUUGUGCUGCCAAUCCGUACACAGCAAGAUUCAAGAUUUUGUAUAACUCCACGGCUGCUCACAAGAGUUUAGAGUCGUCCUGCUCACUACAGCAAGAAUGCCCAGCAAGGUGCAAAUGUGAAGAGUUUGGUGGACAAGAAGAUAAGAAGAUACUGGUGACCGGAGAAGACUUACUUAAUGUACCGAAUCACCUUCCAACAAACGUUGGAGCAGUGUUUUUUGGGCAAAAUCGGAUCUCCCAAUUGCGCGAGGAGGACUUCAUAAACCUCUUGAAAUUAGAAUAUAUCGAUUUAAGCUUCAAUUCCCUGCUUCACGUGGAUGAAGACAGCUUUCAAAAUGUGACAUCCGUCAAGACACUGAGACUUGAUUUUAACUUUCUUCGAGCUCUUCCUGUUGGGGCCUUGAAGGGACUACCCAAUUUACGCGUACUUGACUUAGGACGGAACCUUCUUCGGGUUGUAUUCGGCGAGAUGCUCGAUGGACUUUCGAAUUUGGAAGUUUUGAGUUUUCGCUCUAACCAGAUCGAGCUGCUGGAAUACGGUGCUUUUAAGAACAAAAGUAAUAUGACUCAUCUGUACCUACAACAUAACAAACUCAAAGAAGUGUCAAAUGGGAU
This is a messenger RNA of Pocillopora damicornis (cauliflower coral), 3092 nucleotides long. RefSeq lists its product as uncharacterized. Gene Ontology annotation, biological process: G protein-coupled receptor signaling pathway; protein phosphorylation. Lineage: Eukaryota; Metazoa; Cnidaria; Anthozoa; Scleractinia; Pocilloporidae. Gene Ontology annotation, molecular function: protein kinase activity; ATP binding; G protein-coupled receptor activity. Gene Ontology annotation, cellular component: membrane. The record is from RefSeq and is a predicted model, not a curated record.